GCUCGGGCGUGGACGGGGCGGGCGCCGGGGCGGGGCGCGCGUCCUCGCGGGUUUGAAUGGAAAGGACCAGUCCGGCGGGGACGGCGGCGCGCCGCUCCUGAAGCCAGACCUCCAUCCCGGCCCCGGUGCCCGCGACAUGAGGUGCGGCGCCCCCUGCCCGCGUGCCGGUCAUGGAGGUGCUGCGGCGCUCCUCGGUCUUCGCCGCGGAGAUCAUGGACGCCUUUGACCGCUCGCCCACGGACAAGGAGCUGGUGGCCCAGGCCAAGGCGCUAGGCCGGGAGUACGUGCACGCGCGGCUUCUGCGCGCCGGCCUCGCUUGGAGCGCGCCGGAGCGCGCCGCCCCGGCCCCCGGCGGCCGCCUGGCCGAGGUGUGCGCGGUGCUGCUGCGCCUAGGGGAUGAGCUGGAGCAGAUUCGGCCCAGCGUGUACCGAAAUGUGGCCCGCCAGCUACACAUCUCUCUGCAGUCUGAGCCCGUGGUGACUGAUGCGUUCCUGGCUGUGGCAGGACACAUCUUCUCUGCAGGCAUCACUUGGGGCAAAGUGGUAUCCCUGUAUGCAGUGGCCGCUGGACUGGCCGUGGACUGCGUGCGGCAGGCCCAGCCUGCCAUGGUUCACGCCCUGGUCGACUGCCUGGGGGAGUUUGUGCGCAAGACCUUGGCGACCUGGCUGCGGAGGCGUGGAGGAUGGACCGACGUCCUCAAGUGUGUGGUCAGCACGGACCCUGGUCUCCGCUCCCAUUGGCUUGUGGCCGCAAUCUGCAGUUUUGGCCGCUUCCUGAAGGCCGCCUUCUUCCUCCUGUUGCCAGAGAGAUGAGUUGCCCAUUUGGGCAGGGGCUGCACCAAGGCUCCCUUGCAGCACCCAAGCCAGGACCCCCAUGUACCUGGAGCCCUGUUCCUCUGCAGACCCUCAUAUCUGGGACGGAUGGGGGGGUGCCUUUCCUGAACCUGGAGUUGCUUGUGGUCUGUCUCCAGAAAGGGUCAGCUCCAGACCCUAAAGGAAAGUUUCUGGCAACACCAUGCUCAUAUUUGAUGCCCCAGGCCCCACCCCAGGAAGGGGCCAUCUCAGGACACGAGCUGGCCUCCGUCCUUGUGGGCAGCAGGCUCUGCACAUGUCAUCUGAAGGUGACUCUGGCUGGGCCAAAGCUGGAGGAGCCAUGGGCUCUCAUAGGCCACAAAAUAGGGCUCGUGUGCUGGUUGCUUAGGCCAUUUCUAGAGGAGAAUGUGUUCCCGACCCAUGCUGGGUCCUUGUGUGGUAGGGACCAGGAGUGUGGAGCUCCAGGCCAGUUUGCUUGACCAGUGAAUGCCAAGAUCCUGUGGCCAAGAAGGCCGGACUGGACCCCAAUAAUAAAAAAGCUUUACCCAGUGGAGGGCAAACAGGACCCUGGCUCUGCUUUCCUUGUGCCUGUCCUCAUGGGAAGACUUAGAUCUGAGGACGCCAAGCCCUUUAAGGUGCACUAGACGCCCAAGCCACCCCGCAGCCGCCCUUGAUGGCUACAGUUCCCCAGGCC
Messenger RNA from Castor canadensis (American beaver), 1506 nucleotides. It is a transcript of the gene Bok, whose product is annotated as BCL2 family apoptosis regulator BOK. The record is from RefSeq and is a predicted model, not a curated record. Gene Ontology annotation, cellular component: mitochondrial outer membrane. NCBI's taxonomy places the organism in Eukaryota, Metazoa, Chordata, Mammalia, Rodentia, Castoridae. Gene Ontology annotation, molecular function: BH domain binding. Gene Ontology annotation, biological process: release of cytochrome c from mitochondria; intrinsic apoptotic signaling pathway in response to DNA damage; extrinsic apoptotic signaling pathway in absence of ligand.